This is a messenger RNA of Trypanosoma brucei brucei TREU927, 1500 nucleotides long. RefSeq lists its product as hypothetical. NCBI's taxonomy places the organism in Eukaryota, Euglenozoa, Kinetoplastea, Trypanosomatida, Trypanosomatidae. The transcript has a single exon. The record is from RefSeq and is a predicted model, not a curated record. Gene Ontology annotation, cellular component: nucleolus. Bases 1 to 1500 code for a protein of 499 amino acids. Gene Ontology annotation, biological process: ribosomal large subunit assembly. Gene Ontology annotation, molecular function: protein binding.
AUGGGUGGCGGUGGAAGCAUACCGCGGAAAAAAGCAACCAGCGCCAGGCAAGUUUCCACGGACCGCAGUGUUCGGCGACUUCAAACGAAGCGACGUGUUGGUGAACCUCGCUUUAAUGGAAUUGGAUAUGUUACCAUCCCAUUAUGUAUUCAGGAGGAUUUACCACCGCCACCGGAAGACGACGACGCGCCGGACGAUUCAACGAGAAAAUUCGCGUGGUUUGUAGAGGAUCUUGACAUGCCCGGUGAAUGGGAACUGUACCCACCUGAUGCCUGUGAGAGGCUCGAUGAGGCCCGGCGCUCCAAUAUGACGGAAUGUCUCGUUGUCGUGAAAAAACGUAUGUGUACCGUCAAUUUGGUUAAAAUGGAGCACUUGUGUGCAGGAAGUAAUGCCCGCCCGCGUCAAGUCAAGCGAGUGGAGGUUGAAGUAUCCAACGGCACUACAACGUACCAGGAAAAGCGUAAGGUGCCCAAUGAUCCCUUUGCGGAAGACUCGCCACGUGAAACACCCUCACCCAUGGAAUUGUUCGAAUCUGAAGAGAAUGCCGUCCACGAUGUAGGGAGUGCCACCACCACCAAGGCAGAACCAGAGAAGGUACCGAACCUGGUGCGUUCUAUUUUAACAGAAAAGACAACUUCGUAUGCCAUGUCUCUCACCAGCAAUGGUACAACGGUGUUUUCUGGCACGAAGGCACAAAUGUUGCGGUGGGAUCUGAAAACGGCCGAGGUUACUGCAGAAUUCGAUGUACAAGAUAGUGUUGUCUUAUCUAAUGCGCUUUCGCACGACGAAAGGCACGUGGUGGCUGGGCGCUCCGACUGUACAGCGUCAAUGCACAGCGUUGACGGAUCCACGAGUUGCGUAUUCUCCGGGCACCAACGAAAAGUGUAUGGUGUGGACUUUCUUUUAGGCGAUGACCGUGUCGCGACGGCGUCUAUGGACUGUACGGUCCGUAUAUGGGAUGCAUCUACCAGCACAUGCGUACAAACCAUUGGGUGUAGCGCCGCCUCCGUGUUUACGGUUGUGACAUCUGAUCUAAACAACCACUUCGCCCUUUCUGCGGGGGAUGAUAACAUAAUUUACGCUCAUGAUCUCCGCAGCGGCGGCGACUGUGUCAUAGAUCGGUUCAUUGAUCAUGCAUCUACUGUGUGGUGCUGCGCCCUCCGUAAUGAUGAGCAAGUAUUCGCUUCCUGCGGGAUAGACGGUGUCAUACGUGUUUGGGACAUUAGGAACUCAUCAUCUCCAACGCUGCUGCUGCGGCACCACGAAAAACCAGUUCAUAUGGUUAAGUUUACUCCCAGAGGUCGAGCUAUACUUUCAUGUGGACGGGAUGAUAACAUGCGACUCACAGAUGCCAUGACUGGAGAGCCGCUUUGGCGAGCCGUGGCGCACCGAAGGUUUGUUUAUCGCAUUGCCUUUAGCAAGGAAAAGAAAUUUAUUUUGUCCUCUGGUGGUGAUCACCGGGUAAAUGUAUGGAAUUAUGAUUACAUUGACAGAAUGUAA